ACUCUUCGCACCAUUAAAACUUUCUCUCUCCCGCAACUCAUUUCAAUGGCUGGCACUACCGUCCCCACCGCUGAGCAAGUUCUCGUUCCCGAAACUCUUCUCAAGAAGAGAAAGUCCAACGAAAAGUCCGCUGCUGAAGCCGCUGCCAAGAAGGUCGAGCUCAAGAAGGCUCAACGUGCUAAGCGCAACGUCAUCUUCAAGCGUGCUGACCAGUACGUCCGUGAGUACCGUGCCAAGGAAGCCGAUGAGGUCCGUCUCCGUCGUCAGGCCAAGUCCAACGGUAACUUCUACGUUCCCGCCCAGCCCAAGCUCGUCUUCGUUGUCCGUAUCAAGGGUAUCAACCACAUCGCUCCCAAGCCCCGCAAGGUCCUCCAGUUGCUCCGUCUUCUCCAGAUCAACAACGGUGUCUUCCUCCGUCUCACCCACGCUACCGCUCAGAUGCUUCAAUUGGUCGAGCCCUACGUCGCUUACGGUACCCCUAACUUGAAGACCAUCCGUGAACUCAUCUACAAGCGUGGAUACGGAAAGGUCAACAAGCAGCGCAUCCCUCUCUACGAUAACGCUGUCAUCGAGCAAGUCCUUGGCAAGUACGGUAUCAUCUGCGUUGAGGAUCUCAUCCACGAGAUCACGUGUGUCGGUCCUAACUUUAAAGUGUGCAAUAAUUUUCUUUGGCCCUUCAAGCUCUCCAACCCCAACGGUGGAUUCCAUAAGCGCAAGUUCCUUCACUUCGUUGAGGGUGGCGACACCGGCAAUCGUGAGCACUUCAUCAACAACCUUGUCCAAUCCAUGAACUAAGUUGCUUAGGUGCAGUUGCUAGCAC
Messenger RNA from Umbelopsis ramanniana AG, 820 nucleotides. RefSeq lists its product as uncharacterized. NCBI's taxonomy places the organism in Eukaryota, Fungi, Mucoromycota, Umbelopsidomycetes, Umbelopsidales, Umbelopsidaceae. Gene Ontology annotation, biological process: maturation of LSU-rRNA from tricistronic rRNA transcript (SSU-rRNA, 5.8S rRNA, LSU-rRNA). Gene Ontology annotation, cellular component: cytosolic large ribosomal subunit. Gene Ontology annotation, molecular function: structural constituent of ribosome; RNA binding. The record is from RefSeq and is a predicted model, not a curated record. The transcript has 5 exons. Bases 46 to 795 code for a protein of 249 amino acids.